Molecule: messenger RNA, 252 nt
Organism: Morchella sextelata
Lineage: Eukaryota; Fungi; Ascomycota; Pezizomycetes; Pezizales; Morchellaceae
Exons: 5
Coding region: 1-252 (83 amino acids)
Source: RefSeq, a predicted model, not a curated record
AUGCUGAGGCUUAGUUCAAUGCCUACGUACAUAUUCACUCAGAAAUCUAGUCUACUUGGACGAACUCUUAAUUGCAUAUCCCGGCUUUUCUGUAUCUUUACUUUUCUUUUUGAGAAAAUAAGGCUCGAUUUGCAAACAAUACUCGACGCGGACUCCAUGUGCUUUACCAUCGAUAACGGCCAGUCGGUCAUUGUCCUACUGGCGGGGAAGGUCCGUAUCGCAGAUGUUGUUGCGGGGAUGAUGAUGAUCUAA